Odontomachus brunneus is the source of this 962-nucleotide messenger RNA. Its product is annotated as 40S ribosomal protein S3a. Gene Ontology annotation, molecular function: structural constituent of ribosome. The transcript has 5 exons. The record is from RefSeq and is a predicted model, not a curated record. NCBI's taxonomy places the organism in Eukaryota, Metazoa, Arthropoda, Insecta, Hymenoptera, Formicidae. Bases 106 to 909 code for a protein of 267 amino acids. Gene Ontology annotation, biological process: translation. Gene Ontology annotation, cellular component: cytosol; ribosome.
AGCCUUAAGUGGAAGCCACAAUCUGCGAUCAUCUGCAAGAGUGGCAACAUCUGUCUACACACGGGUUUAAGUAUUUGAGGAUCUUUCAGCUCACAACUCCGAGUCAUGGCGGUAGGUAAGAAUAAGGGCCUUUCGAAAGGAGGCAAGAAGGGCGUGAAAAAGAAGAUUGUUGAUCCUUUCACUCGCAAAGACUGGUACGAUGUGAAGGCACCCUCGAUGUUUGCCAACCGUCAGGUGGGCAAAACAUUGGUCAAUAGGACUCAGGGCACCAAAAUUGCAUCAGAAGGUCUGAAGUUCAGAGUAUUUGAAGUAUCCUUGGCUGAUCUUCAAAGCGAUCAAGAUGCGGAAAGAUCUUUCCGGAAAUUUAGAUUAAUCGCUGAAGACGUGCAAGGACGUAAUGUUCUAACCAACUUCCAUGGAAUGGACUUGACUACAGACAAGCUCCGUUCCAUGGUUAAAAAGUGGCAGACGCUAAUUGAAGCCAAUGUAGAUGUCAAAACUACAGACGGUUACUUACUGAGAGUUUUCUGCAUUGGGUUCACUAACAAGGAUCAACUCAGCACGAGGAAGACGUGCUAUGCCCAACACGCACAGGUGAAGAAAAUUCGACAAAAGAUGGUCGAAACUAUCACAGAAGAUGUGACGAAAACCGACUUGAAGGGCGUCGUUAGCAAAUUGCUUCCUGAUGCCACCGCAAAGGACAUCGAAAAAGCGUCGCAAGGAAUUUAUCCCUUACACGACGUUUAUAUUCGCAAAGUGAAAGUGUUGAAAAAACCUCGCUUCGAGCUGAGUAAAUUGUUGGAGUUGCACGGAGACGGAGGUAGUAACAAGACCGAAGAGGUUGGCGAGAGUGGAUCCAAAAUUGAUAGACCGGAGGGUUACGAGCCACCGGUACAGGAUUCUGUUUAAGAAUAGAAAAAAAUAAAAACGAUCUUUUAUGACAUCGCUAUUCUAUGAUUCAA